CAAGCGAUGGGCGAGUCGUGUGAAUGGGUUUAAAUGUAUCCACUAGCUACCUAGCCAGCCAGCGCUCCACCUUCUUAUGUUCCCCCCAGUUAUCAUCUCGGACUGUUAGCUAGGGUCUACAGGAAAUCCUAAAACUAUAGCAAUGCAAGGUGGACCUCCAUCACCUCGCCACACAAGAUAACCUUACUAAGUAAGUCAAAUUACCUUCAGCAGAGAGCGAGUUGCUCUCCGUUAAAAGCGACACCAACACGCAUGCUAACGUCAGACCCUAGCUAGUCACUUGCCUGGACGUUAGCUGCGACUGGGAGACUUUGAAGCGUAUUCAGUUUCAAGCGAGCUAGACUUCAAACUAAGAUGCUGCUGAUUGGAGGCAGCCGUUCAGCCCUGGGGCUGCUGGCUGUCAGGAGGGCGUGCUGCCUGUCCCGUGCCACACACAGCUCCCCUCACGCCCUGGAGUACAAGCCCAUCAAAAAAGUCAUGGUGGCCAACAGAGGUGAGAUUGCCAUCCGUGUCUUCCGGGCCUGCACUGAGCUGGGCAUCCGAACGGUGGCUGUCUAUUCAGAACAGGAUACCGGCCAGAUGCACCGGCAGAAGGCGGAUGAGGCUUACCUCAUAGGCAAGGGCCUGCCGCCCGUGGCUGCCUACCUGGACAUCCCGGACAUUAUCAAAGUGGCCAAGGAAAAUGAUGUGGAUGCCAUUCACCCCGGGUAUGGCUUCCUGUCUGAGCGAUCAGAUUUUGCCCAGGCAUGCGCCGAUGUCGGGGUACGCUUUAUCGGCCCUUCCCCUGAAGUGGUGCGCCAGAUGGGGGACAAGGUGGAGGCUCGAGCCCUCGCCAUCCGUGCUGGAGUCCCUGUGGUACCAGGGACUGACGGCCCAAUCACCUGCCUGUCUGAAGCCCAGGAGUUCUCCAAAACGUACGGCUUUCCCAUCAUCUUCAAGGCUGCCUACGGCGGAGGGGGGCGGGGCAUGAGGGUGGUCAAGGAGUAUGAGGAGCUGGAGGAGAACUACCAGCGUGCCCACUCGGAGGCCCUGGCCGCGUUUGGCAACGGUGCCCUGUUUGUGGAGAAGUUCAUUGAACGACCUCGACACAUUGAAGUGCAGAUCCUGGGUGAUAAGUAUGGUAAUGUUAUCCACCUUUACGAGAGGGACUGCUCCAUCCAGAGGAGGCACCAGAAGGUGGUGGAGAUUGCCCCGGCUGUGCAACUGGACCCCCACCUCCGGGACAGGCUCACUGCUGAUUCUGUCAACCUGGCCAGACAGGUGGGCUAUGAAAAUGCUGGCACGGUGGAGUUCCUGGUGGAUAAACAUGGCAGACACUACUUCAUCGAGGUCAACUCCCGUCUGCAGGUGGAGCACACAGUUACCGAGCAGAUCACAGAUGUGGACCUGGUUCAUGCUCAGCUGCGUGUGUGUGAAGGGCGCAGCCUGCCAGAGCUGGGGCUGAAGCAGGAUAACAUCCGGAUCAACGGCUUCGCCAUCCAAUGCCGCGUCACCACAGAGGACCCUGCCCGUGGCUUCCAGCCUGACACUGGACGGCUUGAGGUGUUCCGGUCGGGAGAGGGAAUGGGCAUCCGUCUGGACAGUGCCUCUGCCUUUCAGGGUGCGGUCAUAUCCCCCCACUAUGACUCUCUCCUGGUCAAAGUCAUCGCCAGUGGGAAGGACCUGCCUGCCGCCGCUGCCAAGAUGCACCGGGCCCUGGCAGAGUUCCGCGUCAGAGGGGUCAAGACCAACAUCCCUUUCCUCCAGAAUGUUCUGAGUAACGAUCAGUUCCUUUAUGGAACUGUUGACACCCAGUUCAUAGAUGAGAACCAGGAGCUCUUCAACCUCAAGCCGGUACAAAACCGAGCCCAGAAGCUGCUGCACUACCUUGGUCAUGUGAUGGUAAACGGCCCGACCACUCCCAUCCCUGUGAAGGCCAAGCCCUCCUCCAUCGAUCCUGUGAUUCCGCCCAUUCCUCUGGGUGAUCCUCCGGUUGGGUUCCGUGACGUCCUUUUGAGGGAGGGACCAGAGGGCUUUGCCAAGGCUGUCCGAGCCCACAAGGGUCUGCUGCUCAUGGAUACUACCUUCAGAGAUGCCCACCAGUCUCUCCUGGCCACCCGUGUUCGCACCCACGAUCUCAAAGAGAUCGCUCCCUUUGUCGCACACAACUUCAGUAAUCUUUUCAGCGUGGAGAACUGGGGAGGUGCCACCUUUGACGUGGCCAUGCGGUUCCUGUGUGAGUGUCCGUGGAAGCGGCUGCAGGAGCUGAGAGCCCUGGUGCCCAACGUGCCCUUCCAGAUGCUGCUGAGAGGCGCCAACGCUGUGGGUUACACCAACUACCCCGACAACGCUGUGUUCAAGUUCUGUGAGGUGGCUAAGGAGAACGGCAUGGAUAUCUUCCGUGUCUUCGACUCUCUCAACUACCUGCCCAACCUGAUGCUGGGUAUGGAAGCUGCCGGGGCCGCCGGGGGUGUGGUGGAGGCCUCCAUCUCCUACACAGGAGACGUGUCUGACCCCAUGAGGCAGAAGUACUCCCUGGAGUACUACCUUAAGCUGGCAGAUGAGCUGGUCAAGGCCGGGACGCACAUACUGAACAUCAAGGACAUGGCAGGCCUGCUGAAGCCCGAUUCCAGCCGCAUGUUGAUCGGAGCUCUGAGGGACCGUUUCCCAGACAUGCCCAUCCAUGUCCACACCCACGACACGGCAGGUGCCGGCGUGGCUGCCAUGCUGGCGUGUGCCGAGGCCGGCGCUGACAUCGUGGAUGUGGCUGUGGACUCCAUGGCUGGGAUGACAUCGCAGCCCAGCAUGGGUGCCAUCGUGGCCUGCACCAAGGGAACCAAAUACAACACAGGCAUCUCCCUGGACAACGUGUAUGACUACAGUGAGUACUGGGAGGUUACUCGUGGUCUCUACGCACCCUUUGACUGUACAGCCACCAUGAAGUCUGGGAACGCUGACGUGUACGAGAACGAGAUCCCUGGCGGCCAGUACACCAACCUGCACUUCCAGGCUCACAGCAUGGGCCUGGGACACAAGUUCAAGGAGGUCAAGAAGUCCUACACCGAGGCCAACAAGCUGCUGGGUGACCUCAUCAAAGUGACCCCCUCCUCUAAGAUCGUGGGUGACCUGGCCCAGUUCAUGGUGCAGAACUCUCUGACGAGGUCAGAGGUGGAGGAGCGGGCUGACGAGCUCUCCUUCCCCCUCUCUGUGGUGGAGUUCCUGCAGGGCCACAUUGGCAUUCCCCACGGGGGCUUCCCUGAGCCCUUCAGGUCCAAGGUCCUGAAGAAUAUGCCCCGCGUGGAAGGCCGCCCGGGUGCCUCUCUGCCAGCCAUGGACUUCCAGGCCCUGGAGAAACAGCUGCGGGAGACGCACGGAGAUGACAUCAGUCCAGAGGAUGUGAUGUCAGCAGCCAUGUAUCCCAAGGUGUUCCAGGAGUUCAAGGAGUUCACGCAUCAAUUUGGCCCAGUGGACUGCCUCAACACACGCCUGUUCCUCGAUGGACCCAAGAUCGCAGAGGAGUUCGAAGUGGAGCUGGAGCGAGGGAAGACUCUCCACAUCAAAGCCCUGGCCCUGGGAGAUCUGAACAGGGCCGGCCAGAGGGAGGUGUUCUUUGAGCUGAAUGGUCAGCUCCGAUCUGUCCUGGUCAAAGAUACCGUGGCCAUGAAGGAGAUGCACUUCCACCCGAAGGCUCUGAAAGACGUGCGUGGCCAGGUGGGAGCGCCCAUGCCUGGGAAGGUGGUGGAGGUGAAGGUGAAGCAGGGCCAGGUGGUGGAGAAGGGCCAGCCUCUGUGUGUGCUCAGCGCCAUGAAGAUGGAGACGGUGGUCAACUCUCCCCUCUCCGGCACCGUGGUCAAGGUCUACGUCAACGCCGACAGCAGCCUGGAGGGAGACGACCUGAUCCUGGAGAUCACCGAGUAGAACCGAACAAGGCACCAGUAGAAACGAUUCACUAUGAGCAUACCCUUAGCACAGUCUUAGGUUGUUUAUCCGGAACACACUAAACUACCAGUCCACCUGUAGAAAAGAGGGUGGCAGUGGGAGAAAUAGAUCUAUUUUUCGGAAUUUCUGGGGAGAGAAAAAUGAUUGUAAUCAAAUAAUGAACUAACGUCAGGUUUUUGCUGGAGAGCUUCCUGUUGUUUGCACUUGAGGGAUAAAUAUAUAGUAAUCCACAGUCACUUUAGAAAAAGAAAAGUACAAUCAUUAACUAUUAACCGUAACUUGUAAGACAAUUUGAUUCUGAUGAUUUCUUAUUAAUAUUGAUGUUCACCAAUCAAAGUAAUUCUCAAAUGCUUUUUUGAAGACUAUAAUAAGUAGUAAGCAAUUGAUAAGCAGUUGAUGUAUUCAAUGUAAAGUGUUAAACGUUUUAAAUUGCACAGAACGCAGUCGGCCAUCACUGUAUGCGCAUCACCCAUCUGGUUUUUCGAUAAUUUGAUAUGUUUAAAAAAAUCUAAAUAAUGAAAGCUAACAAUGUAAUAAUGCAGGUGUUGAAGCUUAACAAGAGUUCCUGUCCAGACGCGUCUUCUGUCUACCCAGCAUAUCACCAUGUUGACAGGGUAAAGAUGUUCUAAGCAUCUGCUCUCAGCGUGUGUUCAUCCCUCAGUGCGUUACGUUCACACAUUCAUCCCAACGUGGACAGUGAGACAAGCUUUUACCGUAGAUUUCCUGUGCAUAGAUAUCCUGCGCUGAGUCUAAAAUACGGUAUAUAUUUGUAUCAACUGCCUUGCGUUGUACAUUAAAUUUAAGGCAAAUACAAUUGAGAUUCUGAUAUAGUCUGUAUUUCAACAACUUGAUAAGAUUUUUGGGAAUCCUACAUCACCAGUCUUAAUAGUUCUUUUGGUACUUACUGAGACAGAGUGGACUCCGAGUAGGGAGUUUAAUAUGCUUCAUUUGUGGGGCCUUAGUUUAUAGGUUUACUUUCUUGACCCUCGCUUUUCAUGUUAUUUUAGUUUUUUACCCCAAUUGUAAACAUUAAUUGUUAUAUACAUUUAGGACCUUGACCCUGUAGAAAAAAACUUUACGGAAAAAUAAUUGGGGCCAUUCUUUUUUCCAUUGUCAAGAUUGAAAGAUGGGCUCUUUUUGAAUGUAACUGCUGUAUAUGGCUUGACCUUACGUGACAUGCUAGUCAGUGCUUGAGUUCUCUUAAGAGAUGUUUAAUGUUUCUCCAUCACUACUGUCAUGGUAACCACUACGUGUGACUGUUUAAGGCCUGGGGGCGGGUGUGUGGAUGGUUGAGCACACUGCGCAUUGGAAUGUGAUUGAGUAUUUGCAGUGCAAAGGGAAAUGGAAAAAUGUUAUUGAUUCGUUUUUCACUAAUCAAGAAUCAUGCCUGUGUGAUGAGUUUAAAAAUAUCAUGAAAAUACAAAUGUCUUGAGCUACUGUUGUUUUAGUGUUUACCAAAAGCGGUGUUGUAUCAAACUAUUGUAAUAUGUUUUUUUAGACUCAUCUUGUUGGGCCUUAAGUCCAGUAAUACAGUAAUUAACCUGUGUAGUGACUGGUUUUGUAAGGCAAAUAGGAGAUGUUAUUGUGCUUUAUAUGGUGAAUAGCAAUGUCAUUUAUACUCCAGAACUCUGCUGGGGAUGGCGAUUCAUGUGACAUGUUCUCAUCCUUCCAUGGGGUUUGUCUGGAGUUUCAUCUAUGUUCAUUUUGAUAACAUCAGUUUUAAGAUAUGCAAAUACUAAUUCAAUGUAACAGGUUUUUUUUUUUCCUUCAAUGUGACAACUUUGAAAUUAAACGAGCAUAACGGAGA
Molecule: messenger RNA, 5725 nt
Organism: Esox lucius (northern pike)
Lineage: Eukaryota; Metazoa; Chordata; Actinopteri; Esociformes; Esocidae
Gene: pcxa
Product: pyruvate carboxylase a
Exons: 21
Coding region: 355-3897 (1180 amino acids)
Biological process (GO): gluconeogenesis; pyruvate metabolic process
Cellular component (GO): cytoplasm
Molecular function (GO): metal ion binding; pyruvate carboxylase activity; ATP binding
Source: RefSeq, a predicted model, not a curated record